Molecule: messenger RNA, 2294 nt
Organism: Pteropus alecto (black flying fox)
Lineage: Eukaryota; Metazoa; Chordata; Mammalia; Chiroptera; Pteropodidae
Gene: MMP9
Product: matrix metallopeptidase 9
Exons: 13
Coding region: 17-2131 (704 amino acids)
Biological process (GO): collagen catabolic process; proteolysis; extracellular matrix organization
Cellular component (GO): extracellular matrix
Molecular function (GO): metalloendopeptidase activity; zinc ion binding
Source: RefSeq, a predicted model, not a curated record
CACUGCUACCUUCACCAUGAGCCCCCAGCUGUCCCUGGUCUUGGCGCUCCUGGUGCUGGGCUGCUGCUCUGCUGCCCCCAGACGGCGCCAGCCCACUUUUGUGGUCUUCCCAGGAGACCUGAGAAGCAAUCGCACUGACAUACAGCUGGCAGAGGAGUAUCUGUACCGUUAUGGCUACACUAAAGUGGCCGAGCUUAGCGACAACAAGCAGUCCCUGGGUCGGGCGCUGCGAGUCCUCCAAAGGCGCCUGAACCUGCCGGUCACUGGUGAGCUGGACAGCGCCACCCUGGAGGCUAUGCGCGCCCCGCGCUGCGGCGUGCCAGACCUGGGCAAAUUCCAGACCUUCGAGGGCGACCUCAAGUGGCACCACCAAAACAUCACGUACUGGAUCCAAAACUACUCGGAAGACUUGCCACGCGACGUGAUCGACGACGCCUUUGCCCGCGCUUUCGCGGCCUGGAGCGCCGUGACGCCGCUCACCUUCACUCGCGUGUACGGCCUGGAAGCCGACAUCGUCAUCCAGUUCGGAGUUAGGGAGCACGGAGAUGGGUAUCCCUUCGAUGGGAAGGACGGACUCCUGGCGCACGCCUUUCCUCCUGGCCCGGGCAUUCAGGGAGACGCCCACUUCGACGACGAAGAGUUAUGGUCUCUGGGCAAGGGCGUCGUGGUAUCGACCCGUUUUGGAAACGCAGAUGGAGCCCCCUGUCACUUCCCCUUCACCUUCGAGGGCCGCUCCUACUCCGCCUGCACCACGGACGGCCGCUCGGACGACAUGCCCUGGUGCAGCACCACUGCCAACUUUGACACUGACCGCCGGUUCGGCUUCUGCCCCAGCGAGAGACUCUACACCCAGCACGGCAAUGCAGACGGCAAGCCCUGUGUAUUUCCAUUCACCUUCGAGGGCCGCUCCUACUCUGCCUGCACCACCGACGGUCGCUCAGAUGGCUACCGCUGGUGUGCCACCACUGCCAACUACGAUCAGGACAAGCUCUUUGGCUUCUGCCCAACCCGAGCUGACUCGACGGUGACCGGGGGCAACUCGGCGGGGGAGCUGUGCGUCUUCCCCUUCGUCUUCCUGGGCAAGGAGUACUCGACUUGUACCAGAGAGGGCCGCAACGAUGGGCGCCUCUGGUGUGCCACCACCUCGAACUUCGACAGCGACAAGAAGUGGGGCUUCUGUCCGGAUCAAGGAUACAGCCUGUUCCUUGUGGCUGCCCACGAGUUUGGCCAUGCUCUGGGCUUAGAUCACUCAACCAUUCCAGAGGCGCUUAUGUUCCCCAUGUACAGCUACACCGAGAAGCCCCCCCUGCAUGAAGACGACGUGAAGGGCAUCCAGAGUCUGUAUGGUCCUGGCCCUAAACCUGAACCGCAGCCUCCAACCACCACACCUGAAACGCAGCCCACCGCUCCCCCAACGGUCUGCACCACUGGGCCCCCCACUGCCCGCCCCUCAGAGAGCCCUACCACUGGCCCUACGGGCCCUCCUUCAACUAGCCCCACGAGUCUCCCCACUGCUGGCUCUACAGCGUCUUUAAAUCCAGAGGAAGAUGUCUGCAACGUGAACAUCUUCGACGCCAUAGCAGAGAUUGGGAAUCACCUGCUUUUCUUCAAGGAUGGGAGGUACUGGCGAUUCUCUGAGAACCAGGGACGCAAGGUGCAGGGCCCCUUCUCUAUCAGAAACACUUGGCCUGAGCUGCCUUCCAAGCUGGACUCUGCCUUUGAGGAGCCGCGCACCAAGAAGAUUUUCUUCUUCUCUGGGCGCCAAGUGUGGGUUUACACUGGAGCGUCAGUGCUAGGCCCAAGGCGUCUGGACAAGCUGGGCUUCGGCCCUGAGGUGGCCCAAAUCACUGGGGCUCUCUCGCAUGGCGAGGGCAAGGUGCUNNCUGUCUCUUCGCCGCCUUCCUGCAGAUUCGACGUGAAGACGCAGAUGGUGGAUCCCAAGAGUGCCAGCCCUGUGGACCAGAUGUUCCCUGGGGUGCCCUUGGACACGCACGACAUCUUCCAGUACCGAGAGAAAGCUUACUUCUGCCAGGACCGAUUCUACUGGCGCAUGAGUUUCCAGAAUGAGGUGGGCCAGGUGGACGAAGUGGGCUACGUGACCUUUGAUCUCCUACAGUGCCCUGAGGCCUAAGGCUCACCAUUCUGCUUCAGCACUGCAGUGUGAGUCCCCAUAGGGGCCACCUCGAUGGGGAAGGAGCCAGUUUGCCGGAUACAAACUGGUGGGUCUGUUCUGGAAGACAAAGGACAAGUGGAGCUGGGCUGGGCCCUCUCGUCCCACCUUCCUUUUUUGUUGG